GUACCGUGCUAGUUGGUUGAUAUUUACAUCUGAUUGGCCGGGUAUCCCUCAAUGGAUACUAUACAUUCCUCGCUCGUGUUAUUCGGCAUUACUUCAUUCCGUGGGGUUGCGCUUGCCAUGUCUUGGGCUGGGGGACAUAGGAAAGUAGGGAGGGAGAAAUGGUGGAAAUAUAUAGUUAAUGCUCUGCACAUCAAAGAAACACAUUCUUAUCUGACGCCAAAGCCCUGUAGCCGAUUGCGCCGGAACACGAGGUGUCACAGAAUCAAGUCCCCAAGGCAGGCGUUUGAAAUUUGCCGAGACGCCCAUCUUGAUUCUCAAGAGCCCGCAGAAGUACUGGUCCAGUACCUAGAGGAAGCGGAGGAGAAUAGUCGCUGUUCUGGCGUCAAUUCUGACACAGAAGCAUGCUCUUAUCUGACGCCAAAGCCCUGAGGCCGAUUGCGCCGGAACACGAGGUGUCACAGAAUCAAGUCCCCAGGGCGGGCGUUUGAAAAUUUUCGAGACGCUCAUCUUGAUUCUCAAGAGCCCGCAGAAGUACUGGUCCAGUACCUAGAGGAAGCGGAGGAGAAUAGUCGCUGUUCUGGCGUCAAUUUUGACACAGAA
This is a messenger RNA of Suillus subaureus, 600 nucleotides long. RefSeq lists its product as uncharacterized. The transcript has a single exon. Bases 52 to 429 code for a protein of 125 amino acids. The record is from RefSeq and is a predicted model, not a curated record. Lineage: Eukaryota; Fungi; Basidiomycota; Agaricomycetes; Boletales; Suillaceae.